UGCGUACGCGUUCGACUUUUUAAAAGCAGCUGGAAUAUUCAGCCAGUGUUUUUUGAAGUGUUUUGAAUUAUUUAGUUUUUUUUUGUAAAUUGGGAUAAGGUUCGCUGUGCAGUGUUGGAAUUUUGUUCUCCCUUUUUAUGGCUUCAUAGUGAGAUACUCUCAAGAAAACGAUCUCCUCAAACAUUUGAGAAGAUGUAGUAUUUCGAGGAACUCUUCAAAAACCACAAAGUAAAUCAAUCAAACAAACAGAAACAAAUGGCGCAAUGAAAAAUUUCAUAAAGCCACAAAGCAGUUUAUAAAUCCUUUGAACAAACCUUUGAAUCCAUGAAGCCUUCUAAAGCCGAAGCGACGAUGUCGUCGAGCAAUGAGCUGAGCGACGCAGAGUCGCCGAAGCAAAUGAAGCCAGCUGUAAAAAGCAUAUUCUGCUGCACUGUCACUGCUGCUGCGGGAUUCAUUGCUGCUUACGCAUUGGUGGCGUACGCUAUAGCCUUAAUCUACGAGAUAGUAUGGGUUGUCGAAGCACAGGGUGGGCUGCCGAUGGCGUCAGCGCUGCUCAUGAUCUUGUACAGCAUAGUCAUAGCCGCCACUGUCACGUUACUACAUGGGCUCAUAUCGAAAAACAACCGAUGCCUGAUGGCGUGGUUGAUUACAGUGAUACUGGUGCUUAUACCGGAAUGCGCUCUAGUUUUCUACAUGUCUAUAUGUUAUUGGGGUCUUCAAGGUGUAUACGGCGGCGCUGAGUUAGCGUGCUACGUGGCGAGAUUGCCGGCAAUCGUGUGUGGCGUGGUGUUGGUGCAGUCGGCUUAUGCUAUACGUGAAGCCAGGAAAGCAGGGUACCCCAACGGCGUGGCCCCGAGUGGCAGUGAAUUCGAUGCGAGUCAUUAUGUUCCAGACGCUCCUAGCGCGUUCACUAAUGACGCGUUCUUAGCUGAUAAUGGAAAACCCGGCUCAAUGCCAGAUCUACGUCGCCACCUCGCCGCUCGCCAGUCCAUCAACCUGGGCUAUCCACCGAUGAUGUUGCCCCAACCGCCACCAGCAUACUGGCAACAGUUAGCCGAACGACAAUACGCCGCCAGCCUCAGAGGUUACCCAAAACCAUUCUCCGGCCCACAAAUGUACGGCACAUGGGUGGGACCAAGAUCGGGACCUUUUGACCACCACUCUUAUAAAAGAAGGCAUUCUGUCGUAGGCGCCUUUGAUGAAUACCCAGCGAAGAGCUACGAUCCUUAUGAAGACAGAAUGGACUGUAAAAGUGAAAUGGCCUUUCCAUACUACAGACAAUAUCAAUAUGACCCUAGAAUGUAUCCUCCUGAUUACGAUCCUAGAUGUUAUCCAGAUUAUAAAAGGGAAGAUGCAGCGUAUGGUGUUAAUUUAUUAAGACAUGAUCCCUACCAUUUUGAAUCCAGGGAAAGAGCGUUUUAUAGUUUAAGAAACAGUCAUACUUCUGUUGGUAAUGAGUCCGAUGAUUUGACGAAAUAUAAAGAUGUCGCUUUAUAAAACAUUUCUUUGUAACAAUAAAUGUGACGUAGGAAUCCAACUCGCCGUACACAUAUUAAAAAUUAAACGGUUGACCAUGACACUUGUGAACAGCCCGAAAUAAAUAUCCGCGACUUAGACCUGAAAAAAUACUUUGAUUUGCAAUGUUUAGCAAUCGCGAAUUAAAAAACCAGGUUAAGAACUAACAUCCAAAUCCAACGCAAGUUCAAAAAUACGUUGGCGAUACCUGACGUUAUAAUAAUAUAAUUGGAUGUGUUGGCGAGAGAUUGCGCCGUUCAUAAAAUCGUCAGCGGCGGCGUCUGAUAGUUUUUCACUGGCGGUGGCGGAAAUCGGCGUGGCAUAUAUUUUUUUACGACAUUAAGUGACAUAACAAACAAGUCGUGUGCCUGGUAGUGAGUGACACGCCUAUCCGUGAUAGCUGCAGUGCCACUCAGAG
Molecule: messenger RNA, 1933 nt
Organism: Hyposmocoma kahamanoa
Lineage: Eukaryota; Metazoa; Arthropoda; Insecta; Lepidoptera; Cosmopterigidae
Gene: Rcd6
Exons: 7
Coding region: 325-1497 (390 amino acids)
Source: RefSeq, a predicted model, not a curated record